Myotis myotis is the source of this 449-nucleotide messenger RNA. It is a transcript of the gene FAM216B, whose product is annotated as family with sequence similarity 216 member B. Lineage: Eukaryota; Metazoa; Chordata; Mammalia; Chiroptera; Vespertilionidae. The transcript has 3 exons. The record is from RefSeq and is a predicted model, not a curated record. The coding region runs from base 4 to 408 and encodes 134 amino acids.
AGAAUGGGAGAAAAAUGGAAAAGACAGCAAAAGCUUCAGAAAGUGCCACAGAUUCCUUGCAUUCGAGUCCCUCCCUCUGCCUUUGACACUUCAUUAAUGAAGGACCUGACCCGAGGGCAGCAGCGCUACUUUUACAGCAUCAUGAAGAUUUACAACUCCAGGCCCCAGUGGGAGGCCCUGAAGACCCGCUAUAUUCACACCCUUCAGCACCAGCAGCUGCUUGGUUAUAUAACUCAAAAGGAGGCCUUGGCUUGUGCUGCUGUACUUAGAGAUUCAACCAGGAAAGCCUCGGCCAAGGGAGCUCCUCAAAGAACCGUAUCCGGAAGGGCUUCGGUCAUGACAAGAACAUGUCUAUCAGCACUCCCUGUGUCUGUGGUUCUACCCAGGACCAGAAGCGCAAAGCUCUGAUCCUUUGGGAACCAUGACUUUACACAGCUCUAACAGGCAGU